Cadophora gregata is the source of this 585-nucleotide messenger RNA. RefSeq lists its product as uncharacterized. The transcript has a single exon. Lineage: Eukaryota; Fungi; Ascomycota; Leotiomycetes; Helotiales; Ploettnerulaceae. The record is from RefSeq and is a predicted model, not a curated record. Bases 1 to 585 code for a protein of 194 amino acids.
AUGCUGAUCGACAUCUACCUCCUCGGAGAUCUGAUCGACUGCCCCACCCUAAAGAACUAUACAAUGGACCUCAUACAAGACAACAUGUACGGCGCAGUACGGAGAGGGAAAUUAGGUAUGAGUCUGUCGCUGAACCAAAUCAGAAAGGUCUUUGUAGGCACAAAGAAUGCUGAAGAUGCUCCUAUUCGUACGUUCGUCGCAGCUCUGGUAUCCUACAGGCUGAUAUUUGGAGACAAACCUGAGAGGCUGGAGCCCAUCUUCGAGGUGCCUGGAUUUCUCAGGGAUUUUGCUGCUUUCCAAAGAUCGUCAUUGAAGGAGUCAGAUGGGGCUUGGUACACGCCCGUCAGUUUACGAGAAGAUCCAAGAGUUCGAGGAUUCCACGACGUUGGGGUUACGAGGAAAGGUUUUCAUAUUUGCAGCUUUCAUGUCCAUGAGGAGGGAGAUAAAUGCUCAUCCGUCGAAAAUCAUGGGGAAAAUGGUAACGAUAUGGCCCAGAGAGACGGCGACCAGCAUUACUGUCUCGAACGUGAGCGGGUGGAAGAAGAGGAAGGAGCGGUAAUCAUAAAUGGUCAGAUAUUGCGUUGA